CCAAGUGAGUUCCAAAAGCACUCGUCAUUAAGUCUUGUCAACGAGUCACAUCCAAGUUUGGGGGUAGUCAAAUACGCCUGCUUACGAUUAAGAUGACGUCGACAAUGAAUCCAAAUCACCAACUCCGUCCUAUCUCAGCAUCCCAACAACACAUUUCCGCACUUUGCGUUAACUUACCAUACCGUUGAAGACCUGUCUAACUUGAAUGAACAACGCAACAUGCCAUCCCCGGGCAGAGACCAUUACAUCCAAACUUCAGGGUCGACAGACCCCGUUUGGGUGCACAACGACCAAUACUCGAACAGACCUCAAUUCCGACCCUUGAUAGAGGAUAUCGAGACGGACGUCUGCGUCAUCGGCGCGGGCAUUGCAGGAAUCUCGGUCGCCCACGAGCUGGUCGCACGCGGCCACGAAGUAGUCCUCAUCGAAGCACGCGAGACCGUUUCCGGAGAGAGCGGCCGGACUAGUGGCCAUUUAUCAAACGCGCUUGACGAUGGAUACACCAAUAUCAAGAAGAAGCACGGCAGGGGCGGAGCCCAAGCUGCCGCAGAUAGCCAUACCUGGGCGCUGAACCAUGUCGGCGAGGUGGCGAGGAAGCAUGGAAUCGAGUGCGAGUAUCGCCAUGUCCCCGCGUAUAAGAUCUCCCAGUUUGAGCGGGGCGACUCUCACCACGGCAACGACGUAGAGGCGAUCAAGGAGGAGGUCGAAUUGGCAAAACAACUAGGUCUCGACGCCGAUUUCCGCGAGGGUCUAGCGGUGAAGGGGUGGACUGGCAAACCCGACCAGCGCGACGGAGCCGUUUUCGCAAACCAGGCAGCUUUCCAUCCCACCUUGUAUCUCGUCGGCGUCCUGAACUGGCUCAAAGAGCAGCCAAACUUUCGAUGCCACACCCUCACGCGCAUGUUGACGAUCGAGGAAGGGACCAAGGGGAUUCUGGGCAUGGGUGGCAAAUCUGUAACUGUGAAAACCGAAGGGGGCAAUACGAUCCAGUGCGAGCACGCCGUCGAGGCGACGUGCGUCCCGCUUCAGAAGCUGAGCAUCAUUGCCGAGAUGUCCUACAACCGCACCUACUGCAUCGCAAUCCGCGUGCCCAGGGGCUCCGUCGAGGACUGCUUCAUCUACGACUCGGCCGAUCAGUACAAAUACGUCCGCCUGACGCCGUGCGACGAGCGGGACGACUUCCUGAUUGUGGGCGGCUGCGACCACAAGGUCGGCCAGGAGAGCCCGGCGGGCCGCUUCGAGGAUCUCGAGGCCUGGACCCGCGAGCGCUUCGCGCAGGCCGGGACGGUGGACUACAGAUGGAGCGGACAGGUGUACGAGCCCGUCGACUUGGUCGCCUUCAUCGGCAAGAACCAGGGCUGCGAGCGCAUCUACGUCGUGACGGGCGACUCCGGCAACGGGCUCACGCACGGCGUCAUCGCGGGCCGGCUGCUUGCCGACGAGAUCGAGGGCAAGGAGAAUCCGUGGGCGGGGCUGUACUCGCCCAAGAGGAUCCUGUCCAUUGCCAAGUCUGCGCCCGAGAUGCUGGCGCACGACGUCCAGAUUAACACGCAGUACAAGCGGUUUCUGGAGUCGGACAUAGGCGAUAUCGAGGAUCUGGCCCGCGGGUCGGGUGGCGUGCUCAAUAAGGGCUUGUUGUCGAAGCCGGUUGCGAUCUACAAGGAUGAGGAUGGACAGGUCACCAGGAUGAGCGCGCUGUGCCCGCAUAUGAAGGGUAUUGUGUGCUGGAAUCCGGUGGAGAAGUCGUUCGAUUGUCCUGUGCAUGGGAGCCGGUUCUCUGGCACUGGAAUAUGUGUCGAAGGGCCGGCGAAAGCAAAUCUGCCGCAGGAAGCGUGAGGGAAUAAGUUAAAUAUCAUGGCCAAUUUUCCAUCUAAGCGAUCGUAUAAGUUGGGCUAGCCCUCCAAGAG
This is a messenger RNA of Phialemonium atrogriseum, 1907 nucleotides long. RefSeq names its product DAO-domain-containing protein. The transcript has a single exon. Lineage: Eukaryota; Fungi; Ascomycota; Sordariomycetes; Cephalothecales; Cephalothecaceae. The record is from RefSeq and is a predicted model, not a curated record. The coding region runs from base 220 to 1836 and encodes 538 amino acids. Gene Ontology annotation, molecular function: oxidoreductase activity; 2 iron, 2 sulfur cluster binding. Gene Ontology annotation, cellular component: cytoplasm.